AUGGAGUUGAAGGUGAACCGAGCAUUCUUCAUCCGUGAAAUCCGCGAUACUGAGACCAUCAUAAAUGAAAAGAACUUGGGUGAUUUCUCGAAGACUAUUUUAAAUCAUACCAGUAACAAUGAGGCCUACAUUCAAGCUCUGGUUUUAACAUCUACUCGUGAUUUGGCACAACAGGUUACUAAAGAAAUAAAAGAGAUAGCCGACAUCGUGUUGAUCAAAGUGCAUGCCUGUAUUGGAGGAACAUCUGUCGAUGAUGAAAAGUUUGCUUUAGCGCAAGGUGCUCAUGUUAUCGUUGGCACGCCGGGGCGCGUUAAACACAUGAUUGAGCUUGGAUUUCUA
This is a messenger RNA of Strongylus vulgaris, 339 nucleotides long. NCBI's taxonomy places the organism in Eukaryota, Metazoa, Nematoda, Chromadorea, Rhabditida, Strongylidae. The record is from the annotation of a GenBank genome assembly.